Fomitiporia mediterranea MF3/22 is the source of this 1304-nucleotide messenger RNA. RefSeq lists its product as uncharacterized. The transcript is spliced from 4 exons. The record is from RefSeq and is a predicted model, not a curated record. Gene Ontology annotation, molecular function: methyltransferase activity. Lineage: Eukaryota; Fungi; Basidiomycota; Agaricomycetes; Hymenochaetales; Hymenochaetaceae. Bases 212 to 1210 code for a protein of 332 amino acids.
GGGCUCGCUGACUAUUGCUGGCACCGGUAUCGCCAGUAUCAAACACAUCACCCUCGAGACACUGUCCUAUAUCAAAGAGGCUGAAAAGGUCUAUUAUCUUGUCGCCGAUCCAGCGACGGAAGCGUUCAUCCAUGAUAAUGCUAGCGGAACGUGCUUCAAUUUACACGUUUUCUACGAUACAAACAAGCUUCGCUAUGAUUCAUAUGUCCAGAUGGCCGAGGUCAUGCUACGCGACGUGAGAGCAGGGAAUUCUGUCCUUGGACUAUUUUAUGGACAUCCGGGAGUGUUUGUGUCGCCUUCCCACAGGGCCAUUGCCGUAGCACGGGAGGAAGGCUUCAAGGCUCAAACGCUCCCCGGAAUAUCGGCAGAAGAUUACAUGUUCGCCGACAUUGGAUUUGAUCCCGCCAGUCAUGGAUGUGUGUCAUACGAAGCGACCGACCUUUUGGCCAGAGACAAACCAUUGCUUCCAUCGUCCCAUAAUAUCAUCUGGCAGGUUGGAGCUAUUGGUGCUAAUGCAAUGGUGUUUGAUAAUGGCAAAUUUAAUGUCCUUGUCGACCGCCUCGAGAGAGACUUUGGUCCUAACCAUAAAGUUGUGCACUAUAUUGGUGCUGUUCUCCCUCAAUCGACGUCGAAGGUCGAACAGUACACCGUUGCAGAUCUACGUAAGGAUUACGUUGUUAAGACAUUUACCACAACCUCAACACUCUACGUGCCUCCUUGCGUUGACGCUGGGAUCAGCAAUAUAAUGGCAAGGGAGCUAGGACUCGAGGAUUCAACAGGAUUACGUACGAGGGGCAACCAACCAUUACCAUUGAAGACUGGACCAGCCAUUAGUCUAGCGUCGGUAUAUGGCUCUCACGAGCGUACUACCAUUGCUCAGAUAGACAAGGGUGUUACCCCUGACACGCUACAGAUCCUUCAGGCGUCCGAUGCGAUGAAGAAACUGAUGGCCGACCUUGCGCUGAAGCCAAAACUAUUGGAGAAAUACCGUGGAAACCCAUCAGUAGUCAUUGACGAGGUGACUGGACUUGCCCCACAAGAGAAGGCUGCCCUUACACUUUGUUCUGCUGGAGCAAUUUAUAUGGUAAUGGCAGCAAGCCAAAUUGAUAUUGCUAAAGGGCGUCAGUGGUCUACUGAGGAACUUAAGACUGCAGCAGACGUUUCUGCACCUGUUAUACUUGUGUUAUCACAAUAUAACACUGUGCAUUAAUGCAUUCCUGUGUCUAUCCCUCCAAUAAGAUUCAAACAAUGUGUACUUCGACACUGUAUGUUACAGUAGCUCACCACUGCUGUGGCACAUCACC